Molecule: messenger RNA, 507 nt
Organism: Schistocerca cancellata (South American locust)
Lineage: Eukaryota; Metazoa; Arthropoda; Insecta; Orthoptera; Acrididae
Product: lipase member K-like
Exons: 3
Coding region: 1-507 (168 amino acids)
Source: RefSeq, a predicted model, not a curated record
AUGCUCGCCGACGCCGGAUACGACGUCUUACUCGGAAGCCAGCGGGGCUGCGCUUACUCCAGGAGGCACAAGAAGUGGACACGGCAGGACCCACGGUACUGGCGAUACACGCUGGACGACGUGGCGCUGUACGACAUGCCGGCGCUGGUGUCGAUGGCGCAGCCGCUGUGGGGCGAGCGGCGGCUCUUCUACGUGGGCUACAGCGCCGGCACGCACUCGCUGUACGCCCUCCUGCAGCUGCCGCCUGACCUUCGCCCCAGCCUCAGGGCCGCCUUGCUGCUUGCGGCCGCCGUCCUCUUCACCAGGCACCACAACCCACUCAUCAAGGCGCUGGCCUCAUUCCCCGACCGCACGCUCGACGCGCAACUGCUGAGCCGUAAGAGUUCGCUCAACUUCGGCGUCUUCGUCAUGCCGCCGGAAGACUGGGACCACUUUGACUACGUCGCGAACACGCAGGCGCCGCGUCUCAUCUACGACCGCAUACUGGGCGUGAUAGCCGGCUUGUGA